This is a messenger RNA of Zophobas morio, 1260 nucleotides long. Its product is annotated as anillin-like. Bases 1 to 1260 code for a protein of 419 amino acids. The record is from RefSeq and is a predicted model, not a curated record. Gene Ontology annotation, biological process: actomyosin contractile ring assembly; mitotic cytokinesis; septin ring organization. The transcript is spliced from 4 exons. Lineage: Eukaryota; Metazoa; Arthropoda; Insecta; Coleoptera; Tenebrionidae. Gene Ontology annotation, cellular component: actomyosin contractile ring.
AUGCCAAGGUGGCAAAUAGGUGGCUCAUCCAGUAGCAGUAAUUGCGAGAACUCGCAUUGUAGUACCAGUGCCAAAAUUGCUGAAAACAACUCUGAUCUCAGCAUCAAUACGUCAGAUUAUUCAGCUUCAAUAUCAAGUGCAAUGCUUGGGGAAACCGUUGAAAAUGUGCUACGCUAUUUGGAUGAUUGCAUAAAUGGAGGUACGUCAACAGAAGAGAUUAGUUCACCGUCGUUUGAAGAAUAUUCUUCUGAAACCGAGGAAACAAGUGGUGAUGAAAGUUCGAACCUAUCGUUAGAAUUACUAAAAACUAAAAAUUGGAUGUUACAACAAACUAAGGAUCAACUUUUGAAAGCAAUUGCUUACCAUGAAAAGCAAAACAGGUUAACUUUGAGCAAAGAGAGGCUGGAAGCCGAAAAAUUACUUCUUAUAACAGACGCGAAACUACAAUCUCUUUCUUGCGAACCUAAAGAACUUGCACGUGUUGAAAAUGAAAGCUGGUUUUGCUCAGGAGACAUCGAAAUUUCCAAUAUGCAGGUGUUUCCUAAAGGGUCCAAAGAUCAACAUUUUGUAUGUCUGAUAAUUGUCGGGUCCAAGGUAUUUGCUGCUGAAGCAGAGAAAAAGAAAUGGAAAGGAUGUGUUUACUUUAACGCAAAAUUCAAGCUACCUAAUUUACAACCCAAUUUUAAGUUGAAGCUUCAAAUAUACUCGGCUUCUUCGAAGGAUUUUAAAAAAAAUAGCCUAUUAUCACAAGCUUUUUGUGAUUACCCUAGCUACGAGAGUGAAGUCCCUUAUCGAAAAUCAGUUUUUUCGCUUUGGGGAGAAGAGGACAUCGAGUUAUGUCAUUUGACGAAAUCUGGCAAUCUACAAAUACAAAUGGGUUCCGGACUUUUUGCAGCUUUUAUCUCCAGUCGUGUGAAUAUUAAUAUGAAAUUAUAUGGAUUUGUAAACGUAAGCAAAACUUGGAAAAAUUAUCUUUCUUGGGAUAGAAAGUUUUGUUACUUCAUCGAUGGAGUUUUGAAUUAUUACAACUAUCCGCCAAAUGACCUGAACAAGGACACACCAACGGAUGUUAUAAACGUAGAAACCUGUGAGUUAACAAUUCCAUCAAGGGAAGAGUGUUGUAGGAAACGCACCAUUUGUUUAAAAGUAAAUGGAAGUGACAGCGUUCUGAUGUGUUUUGAAACGCAACAGGAGUUUGAAUAUUGGGCUAAGUAUCUGAAUAUUGCAGUGUCACAAAUAAAAAUGUGGAACAAAAUUUGA